Molecule: messenger RNA, 1687 nt
Organism: Aphanomyces invadans
Lineage: Eukaryota; Oomycota; Saprolegniomycetes; Saprolegniales; Verrucalvaceae
Exons: 2
Coding region: 263-1567 (434 amino acids)
Biological process (GO): regulation of flower development
Molecular function (GO): protein binding
Source: RefSeq, a predicted model, not a curated record
CUCCCAUAUUUCCAUUUCGAACCCGAAGUCACUGCAUCAAGCUGCAAGUGACUACCUUCGACAAGAGCGCUCCGCCAAGCUUCCUUGUCACCCCUACGUGUAUCGUCCCCUACACGUGCGGAUUCUCCUUGUGUUGUACCUACCUGCGUGUGCCUCUCGAGCUCAACAACCGUCGCGUCCACGUUCUUCAGUGACGGUCGCACCCAGUCCCAGAACCAUCUCGAAGGAAACGACCGGAUUCACCCCACACAAGGCAGGAAAUAUGAUGCUCGGUAUGUAUGCAGAGGACCCACUGGCGAAGAAACAAAGCCACCACGCACACACGGCGCAUGCCCAGGCGGCCAAGAAUAUGCUUGGUGCAGAUUCGGCGAUCGCGGACGUGUUGGAUGGCGAUAUGAACUGGUUCACCGACGGCGGCAUAAUUCGAAUGGAGGAGUUUGGGAACGAUAUCGAUUGGGUUCAUGAAGAACUCGACCAGUCGUUGCAUCUGCAAUGCACCCACGGCGACAGCGAAGACUUAUUUGCCCGCGAAUUUUCACCGUAUGCACCUCCUGCAACAGCGAUUGCAUUAGAGCCGACAUCUCACCACCAUCCCACAGCUUCAGAUGGAAUCUCUAUGGCAAGUGACUUGCGCGCAUGUGAUGCGACCGAGAAGCUUCUUAUGAGUUUUGACACGAUGAGCUACACAACGCCGUCACCGGUGUCGUCCCCUCGUCACCGAGAGCGCAAUGACGUGUUGGGUGAUGAUUUGGACGAUGAAAUGGAAGAUGAUGAAGACGACGAAGACGAUGAGAACGAGAUGGAUGCUACUUCGGAGGCAAUGAUGAACACGGCAUCGUCGCCAGUUGUAUCGGACUUGGAAUCGCAUAUUCACGGCCUGAUGUUGAUGCCUCCAGUGAAGUCGCUGAGUACGACGUCUCCGUCGAAGCCGUCGGACAAAGUGAUCGCGACGUCGGGAACGGGUGUACCCCAAGAUAGCAAGUUCAAGAAGCUGUUUGAACCGAUUGUGCAUCAGCGCACGAUUGGUGCGUACACGCCGACCGCACGAAAACUGCGCUUGGAAAAAUUUCACGAGAAGCGAAAGAAGCGCAUUUGGAAGAAGAGCAUCAAGUACGACUGUCGAAAGAAGCUUGCCGACGACCGACCACGCAUCAAGGGCCGCUUUGUGCGCGUUUUGGAGAACUUAGGAUUGAAAUCGGAGGACGAAGCAAAGAUGCUGCUACAGCUUGAAGAAGGCGAAGUGGACCCCCAGUCUGUCAUGGGAUCUGCCUCCGCGACUGUGUCAAGUGCGGCGCCUCUCGUGUCAAUUCCCCUCGCCACAACCAUGCCUGGUGGCGGCAAUGUGGUCCCCACGGCAAUUGUGAUCGGACCUUCGAGUAGUGAAGUGACGCCGCCUCAAGGAAAUAGUCCGCUGGCAGCCGCCGCGACGUCGACAUUGAGCCCCACCGUGAACCAUUCGAUCCACUUCGGCAGCUUUGGGACGUUUCCGUCCCCCGUCGUGAUGGUCAAACUCGAACCGUCGACGGCCACUGCGUUUCCUCUCGUCGGCCGCGCCAUUAUGGGUUGACAUGCCGCCACCGCUAUUAGUCGUACCAUAGGAACAAACAAAAAACACAGACACCACAUUGCGUGGGGCAUAAGUAACAUAUACAGACACGGCAUCCAACCACCACCUCCUCCAUUGACA